This is a messenger RNA of Caenorhabditis remanei, 219 nucleotides long. RefSeq lists its product as uncharacterized. NCBI's taxonomy places the organism in Eukaryota, Metazoa, Nematoda, Chromadorea, Rhabditida, Rhabditidae. The transcript has a single exon. Bases 1 to 219 code for a protein of 72 amino acids. The record is from RefSeq and is a predicted model, not a curated record.
AUGUGCUGCACGCAACAAGCGAUCGUCCAAAACCUGAAACUUGUCAAUGAUCUGAUGGAGGAGGCAGAUGAGAAAGAGAGAAAUAGAACGUGUCUUAUCAGUAACCGAGAGCCAUCAGCCAGUCGGCCAAGUUUUAUCGAACUGCUUCCAGGUAUGUUGACAUCUGGUGGUCUCCUCCGCCGUCAUCAGAGUUCGAACCACCAGUGCUCGAUCGCCUGA